This is a messenger RNA of Tachysurus vachellii, 1451 nucleotides long. RefSeq lists its product as uncharacterized. The transcript has 8 exons. Lineage: Eukaryota; Metazoa; Chordata; Actinopteri; Siluriformes; Bagridae. Gene Ontology annotation, molecular function: protein binding. Bases 141 to 1328 code for a protein of 395 amino acids. The record is from RefSeq and is a predicted model, not a curated record.
GUGUAAGACCAGAGACGUGAAAGCCUAACUUCCUUUUUAAAGCCUGCUGCAGCUUGCAUUUCUCUGGUGUGGUAUAUAAAACCAGCAGCCUUUACAGUGACCAUUGUCAGUGAUCCGUCCUACACUGUCAGUGAACCAAGAUGGGUGUCUCAAGCAUUCAGCUGCUGUCAGUGCUGUUGGUCUGUGCAACCAAUGCAAAGCAAACUGAAGGAUCUUGUGCACUGAAAAUGCAGAGAAAUGAAGACCAGGCUCUUCGUGAACAACUUACUUUUAUAUAUAAGGAAGUAGAAGGACUGCGAAAUGAUCAAAAUUUAAUGAAACAGAAACAAGAAGACAUGAUGCAGGCAGUGAGUCAUUGUACAGAAAUACAACCACAAGCUGAGAAGGAGGUGAAUGUUACUUCACUGGGAAAAGGUAGUACCUCUACACUGGAGGAGGAGGAUGACACUGAUGAAGGAUUCGAUCCAUGUAAGAAAUACAGUUCACUCAACCAAAACUGGAGAGCCACCAACUACAGCACCAAGAACGUGGCCUGCGAUCGCAAUACGCAGUGGAAUGGCUGGUAUCGUCUGUUCUACAGAGGAAGAAGCAUCCAAAUGCCUGAGCUGUGUGUGAAGACCGAAAGCUGUGGAACGCAUUCCCCACUGUGGUUAUCAGGUGGCCACCCACGCAAACGUGACGGAAUUGUGACACGCAAAGUUUGCGGCAACUGGAACGGUAACUGCUGCGCCUUCAAAUCCCCUCCCAUCCAAGUAAAAGCAUGUCAGGGCAAUUACUACGUCUACAAGUUUGUCAAGCCGCCGGCCUGUCAUCUGGCCUACUGUGCAGAUGUCAACACUCUUAUCUGUGGGAAAUGUAAGAAAUAUGAAAUUUGCACCAGCAAAGACAAGAUCAAGUGGUUUUGUAAGAAAUCAAAGAGAAGAGUGAAAGCUAAUGUGCAUUUCUUUGCUGCCUACCCUGGCUCACUGUCUGGCAAAGUGAACCGAAUCCAGUACAGGAAGGUGUAUGUGAAUGUUGGAGGGGCCUACAGCAGUCGCACGGGUGUGUUCACAGCUCCAGUCACAGGUGUAUAUCAGUUCUUCUUCUCCUCUCAGGCUGACAGUAGUGGGCUUAUAACCAACCUAUGGCUUGUUGUGAAUGGCUACUGGGCUGCUGUGUCUCACACUCAUGUCGGUGUCUCAAACACAGUAGGAAAUCUUUCAACGUACAUGACCACACUGCGCAAAGGUGCUUUAGUGUAUGUGACCCAGAGCUGUGGCAAGUCCUGGGCCGACUCUGCUUUCAACAGCAUUGUAUUUGGGGGGUCACUGCUUUUUGUACAAAGAUAAAGGGAGACAUUUAGCUACCAUAUUGUCAUCUUUAAUUUUUAUAACAAGAUUGUUGAGCUUUUUCUACAGUAUGUCAUGUAAGCUAUCAUAAUAUAGAGUGGUCAGGUGGGACAUAGAAUUUAA